AUGUGGCCUAGGGAGGAUAAUCCUACUGAACGGGAUCGUUAUAUAGAUCGGUUUCUUAUCGUAUUUGCCUUUCUGAUGCACUGCUUUCAGGCUGAGCUCGACGCACAUUAUUUACUGAAUAAUCUUGAGGAUAUUGAAGACUUUGCAGCUGGCUUACCAACUAUACUUCUUCAGACUGAAGUGAUUGUUCGAUACGUGGAUGUAAUUAAUCACAGGGACGAGUUAAAGGACUUGCUCAAACGUUUCUACACCAAUAUCUAUGUACCGCAGGAAUCUGAUCAGAGUGUUUUUUCAAGGAUUUCACGGCAAUUAUUGGGACCGCGUAUGAUAACAGUUUUCUAUGUGGCGACCAUGUUGAACUAUUUCCAGGAGUUUGUGGUGAACAUCUUAGCUGGUGGACGGGAAAUGAUUUACAAGCAAGUUUACUUCUUUGAUAACACCAAAAUGCCCCAGUAUUUAAUACUUAUUGGGAUUAACUUUUGGGUGGGCAUAUUAAUCAUCACAAUGCUCUUUGGAGAUCUGAAUUUGCUAGGAGAGCUUUUGAUGCAUCUGAACGCUUGCUAUCUGCAACUUGGCAAAGAUUUGCGGCUCGCUGCAGCUCGCUUACUGGAAUCAAAUGAUAGUACGAAUAUUGCCGCGGAUUAUCGUCGAGAACUUAUCAAAAUACUGCAACGGAAUAUAGAUCUUAAUGAUUUUGCCGCAAACCUCGAGAGACUCUUCACUUUUCGGCUCUUUAUUAGCUUUGCCGCCAGUGCCUUAAUUCUUUGUGUAUUACUUUUUAUAUCAUACAAAACAAACGAGCUGGAUAUGAUGUACUAUUGCGGAGAUUGGGAGCAAAUCAUUUAUCGCUCAGACAAUGUUGAAGAGAAUAAAAAACUUAUGAAGCUUGUCAUAUUAUCUAUUGAGCUAAACUCAACACCAUUUUCGCUAACUGGCUUAAAUUAUUUUACUGUUACACUAACUUCUGUUGUGAAGAUAGUACAAGGAGCCUUUUCGUACUUUACUUUCCUCACAUCGAUGAGCAGCAAUUAA
Molecule: messenger RNA, 1032 nt
Organism: Drosophila albomicans
Lineage: Eukaryota; Metazoa; Arthropoda; Insecta; Diptera; Drosophilidae
Product: odorant receptor 74a-like
Exons: 3
Coding region: 1-1032 (343 amino acids)
Biological process (GO): sensory perception of smell; detection of chemical stimulus involved in sensory perception of smell
Cellular component (GO): plasma membrane
Molecular function (GO): olfactory receptor activity; odorant binding
Source: RefSeq, a predicted model, not a curated record